Fraxinus pennsylvanica is the source of this 1575-nucleotide messenger RNA. The record is from the annotation of a GenBank genome assembly. NCBI's taxonomy places the organism in Eukaryota, Viridiplantae, Streptophyta, Magnoliopsida, Lamiales, Oleaceae.
AUGAUAUCCAAAAAUAGCGUAGAUUCGCCAUAUGUCGAGGAAGGUAAUAGUGAAGGAAAUGUUUGUGGGAAUGGUCCACUAAAAAAAGGUCCCUGGACUUCUGCAGAAGACGCCAUUUUAAUUGAGUACGUUACCAAGCAUGGAGAAGGGAACUGGAAUGCAGUCCAGAAGCACUCGGGGCUUGCCCGUUGUGGAAAAAGUUGUCGCUUGAGGUGGGCAAACCACCUAAGACCAGAUCUAAAGAAAGGUGCGUUCACUCCAGAGGAGGAACGUCGUAUCAUUGAACUUCAUGUUAAGAUGGGAAACAAAUGGGCUCGAAUGGCUGCCGAGUUGCCUGGUCGCACGGAUAAUGAGAUCAAGAACUACUGGAACACUAGAAUCAAAAGAAGACAGCGCGCUGGCUUACCAAUCUAUCCUCCUGAUAUCUGUACUCAAGCAUUAAAUGAGAACCAACACCACGAGAACAUGGAUAAUUUCUCAUCCGGAGACAUCCAACAAUCUGACUUCUUGUCGAUGAAUGUCUUCGAGAUUCCACAAUUUAAUGGUAUGGGACUCAAUCGGGAGUUGUAUACACCUGUCCUUCUUGAUAUUCCUGCUAGUAGCCUGCUUGUAGAAGGUCUUGACUCUUCUUACCCUAGCAAGUCUUUGCUCUGUACAAUGCAUCCAUCUAAGCGUCCUCGAGGACAGGAAUCUAUGUUCUCUGGUGUAAGUGCACCUAGUGGUGUUAGUGGUGUACUCCCAGGUAGCAGUCAAUAUCCGAACGAUGGUUCUAUGAGGAUUGUUCAAUCGUUCGGGUUUUCCUCUGCAUAUGAUCAUGAUUCAACUUCCAACCAUGCAUUAUCCUCGAGCUUAAUUCCUGGCUGCCAUGCCAUUAUGAAUGGCAAUCCUUCUUCUUCAGAGCCUGCUUGGGCAAUGAAGCUGGAGCUCCCUUCACUCCAAACUCAAAUGGGUAGUUGGGGGUCACCAUAUUCCCCACUGCCUUCUCUUGAAUCUGUCGAUACUUUAAUCCAAUCCCCUCCAACCGAGCUUACUCAAUCAUGUAGUCUUUCACCCCGAAACAGUGGACUUUUGGAUGCUGUGCUGUAUGAAUCCCAAAUGAGGAAAAACUCGAAGAAUUAUUGCCAGCCAACUUCACCUGCUUCCAUUAUGCCUGUUGAUGUACUGGAUACUUCAUCUCACAAACUCCAUGAGACGGAAUGGGAAGUGUAUGGAGACCCAAUCUCUCCUUUUGGUCAUUCAUCUUCAUCGGUGUUCAGCGAGUACACCCAUGUGAGCGCGAAUUCAUUAGAUGAACCCCCAUCAGCAGAGACCAUGCCAGGAUUUAAAGUUAAAGAAGCAGAAGCUGGCACAGAAAAACAGAUGAUCUUCUCCCGGCCAGAUUUCUUGCUUGCCUCAAGCUGUUCAGGUCUUAAUGAAGACCUGACCAAGGACUAUUCUUCACUGAAAGAUGCAUUCGGACCAUUUCUUGGCGAUGAUUUGGGCAAGGAUUGCAAACAAAUUGACACUUCAGCUAGUUCAUCAGGUCAAGGGUGCGAACACGAUUCUCGUGCAUGGAAUGCAAUGUCUACUGCCUAG